Molecule: messenger RNA, 4480 nt
Organism: Oxyura jamaicensis (ruddy duck)
Lineage: Eukaryota; Metazoa; Chordata; Aves; Anseriformes; Anatidae
Gene: RFT1
Product: RFT1 homolog
Exons: 14
Coding region: 113-1729 (538 amino acids)
Biological process (GO): glycolipid translocation; dolichol-linked oligosaccharide biosynthetic process
Cellular component (GO): endoplasmic reticulum membrane
Source: RefSeq, a predicted model, not a curated record
UUUCAAUGGUAAUAAAAGCUGUCAGUGAGAGGGACUAUUGGACUGAAUACUUUUGUUUCCUGUAGUCUUAUAAAAAGCUGCUUUUCCGUGGGAGCCUGAGAGCACGCUCAAGAUGAAAGGAAGUGGAAUACAGUGGAAGGGCAGCCAAAUUCUGAUGGCUUCCUUGCAGAUGGUGCUGUUCCGGGCGGUCACGUUUGGGCUGAACGCCUUCACCCUGCGGCACCUCUCCCGGGAGCUCCUCGGCGUCGUCAACGUGAGGCUAACUCUACUUUAUUCAACAGUUCUCUUCCUAGCCAGGGAGGCGUUCCGCAGAGCUUGCUUGAGUGGGAGUACGAAGCGAAACUGGACCAAAACAAUUAACCUAUUGUGGCUGACAGUCCCUCUCGGUGUUUUUUGGUCUGUUUUCUUGGGCUUAGUCUGGCUACACUUACUUGAAGUACCUGAUCCUUCUGUGGUUCCUCAUUAUCAGGCUGGCGUAGUGGCAUUUGGCCUUUCUGCAAUUAUUGAGCUUCUGGGAGAACCAUUCUGGGUUUUAGCCCAAGCUCAUUUGUUUGUAAGACUUAAGGUAAUUGCUGAAAGCCUUUCGGUGGUGUCAAAAUGCAUUUUGACAGUUAUUUUAGUAAUCCUUUAUCCUCAGUGGGGCCUUUACAUUUUUUCCUUGGCUCAGCUUUUAUAUACCAGUGUUCUGGUAAUGUGCUAUGUAAUUUAUUUUGGAAUGUUUUUGGGAUCUCCUGAAGCAACAAAGAAGUCAUUUCCAGUCACUAGAGUGAAAGCUCUAUUACCUAAAUUGGUGGAAGAUGAGACUUUCCUUAACUGGAAGGAAGCACGGUUGACUUGGAGCUUCUUCAAACAAUCCUUCUUGAAGCAGAUUUUGACAGAGGGUGAACGAUACGUGAUGACGUUUUUGAACGUGUUAAAUUUUGGAGAUCAGGGUGUAUAUGAUAUUGUGAAUAAUCUUGGUUCACUGGUGGCCAGGUUCAUCUUUUUGCCUAUUGAAGAGAGUUUUUAUGUCUUCUUCGCUAAAGUAUUGGAAAGAGGGAAGAAUGUCAAGGAUCAGAAGCAGGAUGACAUUGCUAUGGCUGCAAAUGUAUUAGAACUGCUGUUGAAACUUGUGCUUCUGAUUGGCCUUACCAUCACUGUUUUUGGAUAUGCCUUUUCCCAGCUGGCUCUGGAUAUUUAUGGAGGCUCAAUGCUCAGUUCUGGAACAGGUCCAAGUCUCCUCCGGUGUUACUCUUUAUAUGUCCUGUUUCUUGCUAUCAAUGGAGUGACAGAAUGUUUUACGUUUGCUUUGAUGUGCAAAGAAGAGGUAGACAGGUACAAUUUUGUUAUGCUGGCCUUGUCCUUCACCUUCCUGUGCAUCUCCUACUUCUUGACCCAUUGGCAUGGCAGUGUAGGCUUUAUCCUCGCAAACUGCUUUAAUAUGGGUAUUCGAAUUGCUCACAGCACCCACUAUAUCUAUGAUUACUUCAAGGAAAGCACUUACAGACCUUUGACAGGCUUACUUCCCUCACCAUUUUUGAUACUUGUUUAUGUCAUAAGUGGAGUAAUUACUGUUUUUUCAGAGGUAUUCUUCUGCUGCGAUAAGGGUUGGAUGGCAAGGCUGAUUCACAUCAGCAUUGGGGCUGCGUGCUUUGCAGCAACCAUCAUUACUAUGUUCUGCACAGAGACCAAGCUGGUUCACUUUGUCAGAAGCCAGUUCCUCUCCCGGUAUAUGAAGAAGGGAACAUGAAACACUCCUGUGCAAAAGAAUGCCCUUACAUGCUGGCAGUGAAGGGCUGUGUCUUUUGCAUAGAUCUGUGUGGAAAAAAGUUUCCACAUGAGUUUGAUGGAAGCAUUGAUACUGGAAUAGCGAUGUAGAUGGUUGCCGUUUGAAUAUUAUUUCUUCUAAACUGGUCAGUACAGUGAAAGAGCUGAGUAAUUUCCUCUUCAUGCAUCGUUUGUUUCAAGCUUUUCUUCCAAGAGCCUCUUUGGUGAUGAAGGUCUAUGAUACACCCCUCUGACAUACCCUAUUUGCCAGAUGUAAUGUAGGGAGCUUCCAUUCUUACCAAUAGGGACUACAUAUAUGAAGGUAUUUUAUGACUUACAUUUAAUUAAGAUGUAAUUAAGAAUGACCUCAGUGAGCACGGUGGGCUGUUUAACUCUUUAGAAAAGAAAUGGUCUGACAUAAAUACAAAACAAAACACUGGAGCAAGGACCAAUAGCAACUAUUACCAAAUACCAAUAACCGUUACCAAAAUAGAAUGUAAUGUGGUGAAGAGAAGUCUGAGUUAUCAGUGUCCUGAGUUAUCAGUGUCCAGUGUAAAGCAUUAAACAGAAAGUGCCAACACUUGCAGAUACAUUAAUAGAAUACACAGCAUGUGUCCAUGCUAGCUAUGUAAGAUUACUUCAUUCAGCGUCAUUCAUUUAGUGAUGAUAUUAAUUAACUUGUCAAAAAUUCUCUGAAGCUUUAACUCAAAAAAAACCCCAAACAUAUAUGUAUAUUUUUGAGCACUGGUUAAACAAGUCUGAAAUGCAACCAUGCUGAAGUUCCGGAAGGCUGAGUUAAACACAAUUUCUUUCACUCCAUUGGUUUUUGUUUUUAUUUGAGAUUUUCACUGCAAGUGCGAACAAGUAUGUCUUAAUAAAAAUGACUUUUGCUUUUCUGCAAAACUGAAUGUUAAAUGUAUAGUACGAUGUCUUCCAAGGGUUUGUGCAUAUGCUUUUGAUUUUGGAUAGAAAGUGCUGCUUUUUCUUGAAAAGAGAUUUAUCUUGUUCCUUUACAUGUUCGGUCUUACCUUUUUAUUCAUUUUUUUAACUUAAAUUAUGGAAAACUUGGGUGCUUAGAAACUUUAAAAUGAUGUAUUAGGUCGCUGAUACGUGUUUGCCAAAGGUUUAUUUUGUUGCUGGUCGAAGACUUGAAUUGGCAGUUUCGGAAUGUACAAGAAUCGCGUUUAUAACGAUCAGUGUUCCUUUGCGGUGUCUGAACGGACCAGAAAUGUCAAGUGCACUCAGACCUGCAGUCUGAAGGUUUUAGUUUAAUUACAUAGCAACUCUGCAGCUCCUGGGACAGCUUUAAAAAUACAUCACUGUAAUGGCAUUGUGGAGUCCAUACUGGUAGCUGUAGCUCUAGUGUCAGCGUCUUCAGUUUGGUGCUGUUAGAGACAUUUUGUAAACUCCUGCAAUUUUCACACAGAGGGUAUCACCAGAGAUACUUUAUAUGAGAUUUAGGGAUAGAAAAAUUAUCUUGGAGAAACCAAAACACAACAGUAGAAGGAAAAAUGUACUACUCAGUGCAUGGUGGUGUUUCCAUUGCCUCAACAGAUGGUAGCAUAUAGAGAUUUGCUGGUUCUUCUGAAGUUGUUAUGAAAUUUGUUUAAAUAAACUUGACAGCAGUUUGUCCUCUUACAUGAAUUUGGUAUUUGUUUGCCUUUAAAUUUGUUCUCUUUUGAGUUGUCUUGCAGCUUUUUUCAUUUUUCUAUCGCAAGUGGAGUUUAUGAAGUGCAGUUCCAUACAUUGCAGGGACUUGGGUCUCUUUUCUUUGACCUCUUAAUUCAUAAUUUUUUAAAAAAAUGCACUUUCAGACUCUUUUUAGGGUCUGUCUUUUUCUGCACGACUCUGGGACCUUAUUGUGGGAAUACCUCAAAUCUGCAUGGCGAAUUAGAACUGCUUCCUAGAAUGAGACAUUUUGUGUAGCCCUGCACAUGAUGUGCUUUGGCGAUGGAAGGAGUUUUAAAGCAAAAUGAGCUUGAAGUCUUCCUGUGUUGCCUAGUCUUAUGAUCCCAGCUGUACAGUGAUAGUACUUCUGCUACUGGUGUUGACGUAGGGUGACGUGGGGUCUCACUGCUCAAACAGUAUGCUGCCUAGUCUCAUAAAUCUUGUUUACCAUAGAUGCUGUAUAUGAACUAAAGGGAAUUUAUAUAUUUUUAAUUAUUUUGAUUUUAUAUUGAUAUGGCUUAUCAGUAUCUCUUCUCAACAAGUGAAAAUGGAAUUCCGUAUAUCGAGAAGACAUCUAAGGUGGCUUAGUUCAUUUGCAAAUUAAGGAUACAUUCCUAUUUAAGCUCGAUCUUUAGCAAUUAAGUGGGUGUUUUUUGUUGUAUUUUAUGUGGCAGGAAACCUAAGGAGUAACAGGACUUACAGACCUACAAAGCUGUCUCCUGGUUUCUUACUUAUCUUUGUGAUCCUUAAUGUGAAAGCUGUUAAUUGCCUUAUAAAGAAGCAAACAUGGUUAAACCUGGGGACAACGUUGGGAUUGAACUUGUUGCUGCUUCCUUCUGUCAAAGGCACAGUAGGAUGUUUGUAAAUUUCUUGAAGCUGUUUUGCAGAGUUUCUCUGAAAUUCUUUAGUUUAAGCAAGACGAGGAUUAAACUGUUUUUCUUCGGAGAAAAAAUUGAUUUCAUGCUUCGUGUGACGUGGUUCUUUAGUACUUGGAUGAAUGACACUCAGACAACUGUGAUAUACAAUGGCUAUAUAAUAGGAUAAGAAAUAAAGUUUAUUUCCCAUA